UUUUCUCUGCUUCCCCUACAUAGCUCACCAGGCACAGAGUCAAAGAAGUCAACUGACUGAGAUAAGGAAACUGAGGCUGUUCCCAGUGCCUGGCCCAGGGUCACAUGACUAGCUCGAUCCAUUGGACUACGUGGCCUCAAAGUACCUUCUUCAUGGCCCUGCCCCAUGUGGGGCCCGUUGUGGGCUGGUUGUUUGCUCGAUACCACAUGCCCACCUGGUAUGAGACCCUGAAAAAGCCACCCUGGUGGCCAACCAACAAGCUCUUCUUAAUUGUAUGGACUGCCAUCUACUCCAUCAUGGGCUAUGCCUCCUAUCUGGUGUGGAAGGAUCUAGGUGGGGGCUUUGGUCAUUUUCUGGCCCUGCCCCUUGGUCUCUAUGCCACCCAGCUUGUCCUCAGCUGGAUCAUACUGCUCCUCUUCUUCGGAGCCCACAGCCUCGGUCUGGCCCUAUGUCACCUGCUUCUGCUCUAUGGACUGGUACUGGGCAUGGCAUUGAGCUGGCACUCCAUCAAUGGUCUAGCUGUCCUGCUCCUGCUGCCCUACCUGGCCUGGCUCACACUGACUACUUCAUUGGCCUAUCAUCUAUGGAUGGACAACUCUAGUUCAGAGCCACAGCUCUCUUCUCAAUCCCUGCUUCAAUCCACGGGAGAGAAGAUAGACUGAGACAGGGAAACUGCAGAAGGGAGAAUCUGAGGAGGGACAAAAAGAGGAGUGAUGUAAAGGGUUGGGGUUGAGAAAGCUAAGGGAAGGGAGGAGGGAGGGCAGGGAUAAGGAAUCCCCAAACACAGCCUCUGAUCAAUAUUCCCGUACCCUUCCUAAUAAGCCAUCCUGAUCUUGAACCUCCUUUCU
This is a messenger RNA of Trichosurus vulpecula (common brushtail), 848 nucleotides long. RefSeq names its product translocator protein 2 (gene TSPO2). The record is from RefSeq and is a predicted model, not a curated record. The transcript has 5 exons. Gene Ontology annotation, cellular component: endoplasmic reticulum; membrane. The coding region runs from base 105 to 662 and encodes 185 amino acids. Gene Ontology annotation, molecular function: cholesterol binding. NCBI's taxonomy places the organism in Eukaryota, Metazoa, Chordata, Mammalia, Diprotodontia, Phalangeridae.